Messenger RNA from Patella vulgata (common limpet), 2830 nucleotides. RefSeq lists its product as uncharacterized. Gene Ontology annotation, biological process: signal transduction. Lineage: Eukaryota; Metazoa; Mollusca; Gastropoda; Patellidae. The transcript has a single exon. The record is from RefSeq and is a predicted model, not a curated record. Bases 240 to 2336 code for a protein of 698 amino acids.
GUUUCGGUUUAUCGAGAAUUAAUGCAACGGUUAACCAGCCAUUUAUUCAACAAUAUGUGAAUAUGGCGCUUUUCAUGGAAGGAAGACACGGUCGAACAUGUUUCUUAAUGACAGGAAAUGAGGCCCCUCCUGCAAUGGCGGUUGUGUUUUGAUUGAUUAACUUCAGAAUUAAGCUAUACUGUGUGUGAAGACAUUUAUUGUUGGACCCUUCGCUACCCUUUUAUAGGUGAAUUAGUGUUAUGAGUGUUACAAACCUUUCCGUUACGGAUGUAGAUGCAGAGGUAGAAAGUGGCGGAGAUGAAAAGGAGAUUAUUGAAACACAGCGUGAGGCCCCGGAAACUUUGCUACAGGAUGUAAGAAAACUUAUUGAAGAAAUACGAAAGAACGAAACUGAUCCAGUGAAGAGUUUCUUUUCCUUGCAUAAGCUACGACAGAUGUACUAUCAGAAAAAGACAUGGCAUUAUCGCAGAGCAAUUGGAAAUGUGUUAGCCGAUUGUGGAUAUUCUGUCUGUACAGUAAACAUGAUGACGAGUCUGUCUGAUCGAGGAUAUUUCCCUGAAGGAUUAAGAAAUCUAACAAGUCCAACCCUAGCGAAGACAAGUCGACAUGUAAUGGAUAACGCUUGGAAUUAUUCUGACGCCAGUGACGAAUUCGCUCAUGAUUUAGCCAAAGCUAAUCUGAUACACGUGCUCCUUGAGAAUCUGAAAAAGUUUCCGAAUAAGAAUCCAGAAAAAAAUACCAAUCAAUAUUAUCUCAUAAGAGCAACCUUGUCUAUCAUGUGCAACAUUGCUCGAAGACCCAAGAACAAGGAAUCUUUUAAAAAAUACAAUGCCACGAAAAUUGUUUUUGAGUUUAAGUUUUCCAAUGACAAUUACCUAAAAGUUCUUGCACUGUGUACCUUGGCUUUCAUCGUUGAUGCGAAAGAAGCACAAAAAGUAACUGAAGAUCCUGACGCGAUCCGUACCAUUAUCCACUGGAUGAACAUUGCUAUAAUGAAUGACGAAUUUCAUCGGCUUAAGGAAGGAUUCACUGCUGCGGAACUUGCUUAUGCUUUGGACAAACUGGCUGUAGAUGGAAACGCCGAAAGAAUAAUCGAAGGGAAAGCACUGAAAGCUUUUUUCAGAAUGCUGAACAGUGCAGAUAUUAAACAACAGAUUAAUGCCGCAAAAUGUGUGUGGACUUUAGCCUUUAAAAAGGAGGCCAGAAAACAGAUUAGAGAAUACAAAGAACUCGUUUCCACGCUACAACGACUUGAGAAAGAAGAGACAAAUAGAGAGCUACUGCAGAAUGUUAAAGGGGCGCUGUGGGUAUUGUUUGAUAAGGGAGAAGAAGAGCAUCCCAAUGCUAUAGAUCCGUCAAAACCUAGACACCUCUUUAUAAGUUACUGUUGGGAUGAUCAAGAAACCGUUAGGAGAAUUUGGCAGAAUUUAACGGAGACCGGUUACAAUGUUUGGAUAGAUAUCGAUCGAAUGUCUGGGGAUAUUUUGGAUGCAAUGUCUUCAGCUGUAGAAAAUUCAGCCGUAGUCAUCAUCUGCGUCUCGGAAGGUUAUAAACAAAGCCAGUGUUGUCACACGGAAGCAGGUUAUGCCUAUAAACGAAAGAAGGGAUUUAUACCUUUAUACAUGCAAAAUCCCUACCACCCAGACGGAUGGUUGGGAGCGGUCAUUGGCACCAGAUUAUACUUUGAUUUUAGUGGAGAGAGUGAAGUUGAAUUUGAAGACAGUUUUACAAAACUUCUUAGAGAAUUAAGUAAACAAGGAAUCCUUCAGAGCACCGCUAAUUCCCCCGUUACUCCAGAAAUACCGAAAGAACAUAGUAGUGAAAAUCAUGCACUACUAGGGUUGUCACAUCGACCCAGCUCUACGGUUGGAUUGCAUCCAGAAUCUACUCCUUCUUCACCAUCUGAAUCGUUGGAUAGGCAAGUAAUCACUAGCACCCGGGGUAUCUCACCGACACCGAAAUUAGACAUCACUAAUAAUAGCAUACCCGUUCAAGCAACCCUAUCACCUCCAGUAUCCCACGCUAUUGUUGCAUCUCCCUCAAUCACGGCAUCAAUUGUCUCGAGAACGUCGAAUUCAAUCAUGGUUAUUCCCCCUCCUGGUCCACCAGAAUUGUUCAACAACAUGAAGAAAGCAGACGUUCGCGAAUGGCUAAGCGCAAAUGGGUUGGAAAAAGAUAUCCAAAGCUUUAAGCACAUAGACGGUAAACUGUUAUGGCAACUUAAGUGCAUCAAAAUAGAAGCUCCGGCAUUCUUUUACAAAAUGCUACAGGAUAAAUUUGAAUUAGACCCUGUAGCAAUUUUAAAAUUUAGAUAUGCCAUAGAAAAGCUAGAGUAACUUAAGUGCAUCAAAAUAGAAACUCCGACGUUCUUUUACAAAAUGCUACAAGAUAAAUUUAAAUUUGAAUAAGGCACUGUCGCAAUUUUAAAAUUUAGGCAUGCUUUAGAAAAUAUAGAGGAAGAGAAUAAUGUAAAUAUUAAUGUACAAAAUAAAACUUUGGAUCGACCACCAUGCGAUAACAUAAAAAGCAUUUUUGAGGAGGGAGGACUCAUUAUAUAUUUCGUUUUUAGUAAAUAGUACAUGUAGAUUGUGUUUGUGUGUUAUAUUUAAUUCUAAAUGAUUAACCAUAUACUUACACUGUAAGACAGGCUUCUUGGCCUAAUUUUCAACCCUUUGAAAAAAAAGUUUUUAUUAUUAUUAUUAUUAUUAUUAUUACAGUAGGCCUAGUGAUAACAACGGUGCAUUUUCUUUGAGGUUUGCUUUUGACAGAUCUAUGUUUAUUUCACAUUUGUAAAAACAAGUAUUCCAUCAAAUAAAAUCGAAGAGAUCUA